CAUGUUUCGAUAAGACUGCGACGAUGCGCUCUUGCGCUGCCACUGCGACUACCCCUCUUCGUCGGCUAAAGGCCAGCGCGCCUCCGCCGCCGUUCGCGCGGCUUCACCUCUCCUGGCAACGGCAGAUCCGAACAGUCUGCACAACGUGUCUGGAUGAACUAGGAGUGGGUAAGACACUGCCAUGGCAAGCCUGUCAGCUCAGGCAAUGGCGAGGGACUCCUAACCUACAUGCCGCUAGACAGAGGAGACUUGCGUCGACCGCUGCACCAAGUGCCGCGACAGAUAUCAGCAAGGACGAUAACCUCGGUCCUCUCCAGGAAUACGAUCGUCGCGUGAACACCGGACUCCUGAAGAACGACGAGCACCAACGAGGCAUCAUUCAGAGCCUACAGCGUCUCCACGAUGAUCUCGCCAAAUACCGGGCACCGCCGGUCCAACAUCCCACCGUCGAAUCUCUGAAACCUGCAAAAUCAAUUCUCGGCUCUUUGUUCGGAGGCAAAAAGGCAGGCAAAGGGACCAUCGGCGCGAUACCCAGCAAUCUUCCUCGCGGCCUAUACCUGUACGGUGACGUCGGCAGCGGCAAGACCAUGCUGAUGGACCUUUUUUUCGACACCUUACCAGGGUCUGUCAGGUCGAAGACGAGGAUCCAUUUCCACAAUUUUAUGCAGGACGUCCACCGGAGGCUGCAUAAGAUGAAGCUGGAGCAUGGCAACGACAUGGACGCAGUGCCCUUUGUGGCCGCGGAUAUCGCCGAACAGGGCAAUGUGCUUUGCUUUGACGAGUUUCAAUGCACCGAUGUGGCAGACGCCAUGAUUCUGAGAAGGCUUCUUGAAGCCCUCAUGUCCCACGGCGUCGUGCUGGUGACCACGUCGAAUCGCCACCCAGACGAACUUUACAAGAACGGCAUCCAGCGCGAGUCUUUCAUCCCCGCCAUCGAGCUUCUGAAAAACCGACUUCACGUCAUUAACCUCGACUCCCCGACCGACUAUCGCAAAGUGCCACGCCCAGCAUCCUCCGUCUACCACACCCCUCUCGACGCCAAUGCCAAAUCACACGCAGAAAAGUGGUUUUGCUACCUGGGCGACCCCGAGGAUGCCGGCAAUCCACCGAGGUCCGAGACGCAAACGGUAUGGGGACGCGAGAUCCACGUCCCCCGCGUCAGCGGCCGGUGUGCCUGGUUUACCUUCGACGAGCUCAUAGGUCAGCCAAAGUCUGCCGCCGAUUUCCUCGAGCUCGCGCGCAGCUACGACGCCUUCAUCGUCACCGACAUACCCGGCAUGACGUAUCGACAGCGCGACCUCGCCCGCCGCUUUAUUACCUUCAUUGACGCCGUCUAUGAGGCACGCGCCAAGCUGGUCCUCACCACCGAAAAGCCGUUGGAGGAGCUCUUCGUGUCGCGUGAGGAGAUCCGGCAGACCCUCGGCUCUGACGAAGACGCCAUGUCCGUCAUGGGCGACCUGGCGGACGCCGAAAGCAUUGACCGGGCCAAGAUGUCUAGCUUGUUCUCCGGUGACGAGGAAGCGUUUGCUUUCGCCCGUGCCCUUUCGCGGCUCAGUCAUAUGAGAAGCAAGGAAUGGGUAGAACGUGGAUUGGACAUUGGAGAGCAGAACGGUGUGUAGGGCCAUGUGACAGCUGACGCAGAAGCUCGCAGUCAUUAGACAAAGGAGGCCACGGUUAUAAAGCGAUAAGCUCCAUUGGGUUUUUUUGGGGGCAUUUCAUCUUUACAGUUGGCAUCGUUGUGCUUGAGCUCAUAGAUAGAUAGCGUCGCAUAGUCAUGGGCCAUGAUUCGUAUCCAUGCUAUAACAUAUUGUUUACCAACAGCAUCUUUCCGUCAGCAUGCGACUUCCCUGUAAUAGUAGCCUACCUAGAGGCACUCCGUCA
This is a messenger RNA of Sodiomyces alkalinus F11, 1881 nucleotides long. Its product is annotated as AFG1-like ATPase. Gene Ontology annotation, biological process: protein quality control for misfolded or incompletely synthesized proteins. Lineage: Eukaryota; Fungi; Ascomycota; Sordariomycetes; Glomerellales; Plectosphaerellaceae. The record is from RefSeq and is a predicted model, not a curated record. Gene Ontology annotation, molecular function: ATP binding; ATP hydrolysis activity. The transcript is spliced from 3 exons. The coding region runs from base 24 to 1619 and encodes 531 amino acids. Gene Ontology annotation, cellular component: mitochondrion; cytoplasm.